AAUGGUCCUCUCUCCUCCCUCAAACCCGCACGUUCUCUCUCCCAAGUCCCACCCAACCCUCUGGAACUCCUCUGUUUAUCUCAGCCGCCGCCGACCAUCUUGUUCCACCAUCGAUUCGGGCCUUUCCUGAAUCUCCCCGAAGCUCCACAACUUUCAUCGAUGUCAAUCCCAGCCGCGGCUGGCCAUCUCGUCCCACCAUCAAUCCGGUUCCUGCCUGACCGCCGCUCUGCAAACACCGGUGCGUCAGCCCUCUGCAACUCUCAGUCAAUCCCAACCGCCUCCGGCCAUCUUGUCCCAUUAUCGAUUUGGUUCCUCCCUGAUUGCCGCUCCGCAACCACCCCUGAUUCUCACUGCCUCUUCAUUAGCCCAAUAGCCCGUCUUGCCACAAGAGAUGAAUGGAGGGAAAAGUCAUUGUCUUUUGUUAGAUCCAGAGUUCUAAUGGGAUGGAAGUGUUGCUACUUGCUGGUGAUUCCCAAUAGCUAUGGCUUCGCGUCGAUUUGA
This is a messenger RNA of Linum tenue, 501 nucleotides long. NCBI's taxonomy places the organism in Eukaryota, Viridiplantae, Streptophyta, Magnoliopsida, Malpighiales, Linaceae. The record is from the annotation of a GenBank genome assembly.